Molecule: messenger RNA, 715 nt
Organism: Contarinia nasturtii (swede midge)
Lineage: Eukaryota; Metazoa; Arthropoda; Insecta; Diptera; Cecidomyiidae
Product: putative neugrin-like protein DDB_G0288135
Exons: 1
Source: RefSeq, a predicted model, not a curated record
AUGGCCAUGACCAGAAAAGAAUUUCUGCGCUUAGCAGCCUCAAUGCUAAACAAAUACGACGGAAAUCCGUUGCAAUUGAAUGGAUUCAUUGACUCUGUUGAAUUGUUGAAAGAAAUGGUCGAAGAUGAUGACAAAGAUGUAUUUACAAAACUCGUAAAGUCUAGAUUAGAGGGUAUUGCUCGCGAAGCAAUUGACGACGAACCGGGGGAUGUUGAUGAAAUAAUCCGUGAUUUAAGAGCAAAUAUAAAAACAGAUUCAUCAAAAGUGAUCGAAGGGCGUAUGCUAGCACUUCGCACCGAUAAAACUAAUUUGGCAAAAUUCUCGGAAAGAGCAGAGGAAUUGGCCGAAGAUUUCAGACGAAGCUUAUUAAUUGAGGGUUUUUCCAGGGCUAAAGCCAAAGAACUUUCAAUCGAAAAAACUGUUGAAUUAUGCCGAAAAAACGCUCGUAAAGACACAGUCAAGGCGGUAAUCGCAGCUACUAAAUUUGAAUCACCGAAGGAAGUUAUCUCAAAAAUGAUUGUUGAAAUAAACAAUUUGAGACAAGAUAGACCGAGUAUUUCAUACAAUAACCGUAAUAAGAACAACAAAUUUGACAAUCGUAAUAAAAAUAACUAUCACCGAAAUAAUUACAAUAAUAACAACAACAACAAUAACAGAAACAACAACAACGAUCGUGGAAAUCGCAACAAUUCCAACAAUAACAACAACAACGGCA